Ornithodoros turicata is the source of this 1343-nucleotide messenger RNA. RefSeq lists its product as uncharacterized. NCBI's taxonomy places the organism in Eukaryota, Metazoa, Arthropoda, Arachnida, Ixodida, Argasidae. The transcript has 7 exons. The record is from RefSeq and is a predicted model, not a curated record. The coding region runs from base 45 to 1343 and encodes 432 amino acids.
GUGGCACACCAGGCUGUGACGUGACCCUCAGAAACUUUGGUACAAUGGUGAAGGCAACAGUGACUUGUUCGAAACAACAUGUCACACUGUGGUCAAGUCAGCCAAUGCACCACGGCAAAGCCCUGGGGAACAUCCUGUUGUGCUGUGCUAUUUUGUUUUCGGGCAGCAGCCCUACCCAAGCACUCAGAAUGCUUCAGUUCAUGGGUGUUCAAAGCCUCCAAAAGACUCAGUACUUCGAGUACCAGCGGUUCUACAUGCUGCCUGCAGUAACUGAGGUGUGGCAGUCCGAGCAGGCUAUGCUGCUGGACAAGCUACGGGGCCAAGAACUUUGCAUUGCUGGUGAUGGUAGAGCGGAUUCCCCUGGCCAUUCUGCUGAUUUCGGCACAUACUCUCUCUUAGAAACUGGGAUCAACCGCAUUAUACAUGUGGAAAUAGUAAAGUCCACUGAGGUUGACUCCAGUAAUCGCAUAGAAAAGGAGGGCCUCCAAAGGUCACUAGAGUAUGUUUGCAAACAGGGAAUGACAGUGGGCAUGCUUGUCACCGACAGACACAACGAAGUGAAGUCUUUCAUGAGGAAGGCCCACCCUUCGGUGAAACAUCGGUUUCAUGUAUGGCAUGUCGCAAAGGGUAUCAGGAAGAAAAUUCAUGCCGCAUCACUGGCAAAGAAGCAUCAGGUUCUGCAGAAAUGGUGCCCCAGUAUCCUGAAUCACCUCUAUUGGUGUGCACGAACCAGCAAUGACAAUGGUGAGCUUGUCCUUGCUAAGUGGCUCACCAUUCUACCGCACGUGAUCGAUAUUCAUGAGCGUGAAGGCCUUCAUGCAAGGUGUGCACAUGGAGACAUUGGAGAGCGGCUUUGGCUUCAUGAAGGAGCAGAAACGUUCAAAAAACUGGAGGGGAUAGUCGCUGCACCUCACCUUCUCAAAGACAUCCCAUCGCUCGCUCCCAGCAAGCAAACCUUUGGGCUGGAGGCAUUUCAUGCCGUGAUAAUUCAUUUCGCCCCGAAGUCCUCAAAAUUCACGUACAGUGGGAUGGCUGCACGAACGUAUAUUGCAGCCUUGCACUUCAACCACAAUGCAGACAGGGCUGUAGCCAAAUACAUUGUGCGGUGCUCAAAAGCUCGGAAACACUGGACAUUGGCUGGUGUGAAAACAAAGGCUUCCAUAUGGUGUUCUAAUGAUCCUAACUUCCCGUCAGGCUACGUCCAGAGGCUUACCGACACCGUCCUUGACCUCUGUGUGGGGUGGCCCUCCUUCACUGUGGCAAGGCAAAAUGUGGAGGAAGCCGUUCAUGAGACCAUGAGCAGCAGAUAUGGUCCUAAGCCCCAGCUGGAAGAAGCUAGAUAA